AUGAGGCGAGCCGCGUGGCGUCCGAGCCUUCGGCGCCUCUCGACGCUCGCGUACCGCGCUGCGGCCGCCGACUGCGUGCGCGAAGUACCGACGCCGCUCUUGUUCGUGGCUGCGCCAGCGUGGUCCGGCACGCCCCCGGCUCGUGAGCUGUACAAGCCGUGGCUCGAGCCUCUCGCCACCCGAGGCUUUUCUGUGAUGCUGCUGGACCUGGCGCCGGAGGUGCCGCCAGGCACGUCUGUGCUCGCGGCGAUGGAGCGCGAGAUGUCUGCGACGCUGGCCAAGCCGCCACAGGGCGGUCCGCCGCCGCCGUUCCCCCCUGCUCUGAUCGCGCGUGGCGCGGCGUGCGUCGUAGCGGAGGCCUACGCCUCGUCGUUCCCGCUCACGGCGCUCCAACUCGUCGAUCCGCCGAUCUCGAUGCAGCGCGCUACGCAGCGGUAUCCUAGCCUCUUUCCGUCGGCGCUGCCGGAGUUUACGUUCGAGGCGCAGUUCCCGGUGCGUGUGGCGUGGACGCAGCCUGAGCUGGCCUGGCACGCCGAGCAUGGCGUGCCGUGGUACGAGGUGCAUCGCAUCGAGCACGAGCGCGAAGAUGCAGCGGGCGAGUGCCUGGAUCGGUAUGAGUGGGCCUCGUUCGACGAGGGGCUGGACGAUACGAUCCGAUGGCUCGAAGACGAGGCAGGCUUCGCCCUACGACUCGAUGCGCCAGAGACGCCCACGCCGACGCGCACGGAGAGUGUCCGGGACGAGACAGCCGCACCUGCUGUGCCCGCGGGCACCGUCCCGGCCUGGUUCUCGGCGGGCCACUACGCGUUUGCUACCGACGGCUCGAAGAAACGGCCGAUCAUCCUCGACGAGCGCGACUUGCAAGAGCGCUUCAUUCGCGGCUCCGGACCAGGCGGCCAGGCCAUCAACAAGCUGUCUACGAACGUCGAGCUUGUGCAUAUACCUACCCACACACGCGUCACCUGCCAGCACACACGCAGCCGCCAGCAGAACCGCGAGAUCGCACGCCGACUCAUGAGCCAGCGCCUCGAGUGGCUCAUCAAGCAGUCAUGGCACCCGCGCGCCGGCGUCAGCGUGCUUCAAGCGCGCAUCGACAAGAUUCGCCAGCGAAAGUACCACAAGCGCAAAAAGCAGCACAGGUCCGUAGUGACAUAA
Messenger RNA from Malassezia restricta, 1155 nucleotides. RefSeq names its product RF-1 domain protein. Gene Ontology annotation, biological process: translational termination. Bases 1 to 1155 code for a protein of 384 amino acids. Gene Ontology annotation, molecular function: translation release factor activity. Gene Ontology annotation, cellular component: mitochondrion. Lineage: Eukaryota; Fungi; Basidiomycota; Malasseziomycetes; Malasseziales; Malasseziaceae. The transcript is spliced from 2 exons. The record is from RefSeq and is a predicted model, not a curated record.